CUGCGGUAGUGAUACUGAGAUCACAGCCAACAGCUCAGUAAUAAAAUCAACAAGAAGGGAUGAUGUUGAGUACAUGUAUCAGAAACCUCUGGCUUUUUCUGACAUGUUCUGCCUCUCAAACAAAGAGCAAGCUCUAUCUCAGUUGUACAUUGAAGAUAAGAAACUGCUUAGCAACUUGGCGUACAGUUUCCUUAACGAGCUCUCGACAACAUUCUCUCUCUUUGUGCAGCACCUCUCACAGCAACUCGUGGCAGCAGAGAUCAAAGACAAGUUGUGGAAAGAAGAAGUGGAGUGUCUUGCGAAGGAUGCCUUCUCAGACGCUAAGAAACGAUGGUUGUCGGUCAGUUUGUCUGCAAUGGGGCGAGCCAAGAUGAGUAUUCCUAACACUUUGCAAGUGGAUUUGUGUCCGGUAACAGUACAACUGCUGGAGCAUAUUUGCAAGACACUGGAGGAUAGAGAACCAACAAAUGAGAAAAUGGUUAAUGCAAUGCUUGUGGAGUUUCAAAACAGCUGGACAGUGUUUGAGCAGUUUCACGCAGCGGUGAACCUAAUGCAGAUCAAGCAACUUGAGAAAGAUAUGUCGUUGAGAAAGCAGAUUUUGGUUGCCAUCUAUGACGAAAGAGCGGAGCUCACUCAGCAACUACAGCAGUAUCAGAAGAAACAGCUCACUCAGUUGGAUAAGAUCAAACAUGAUCUGCAAGCUGAGCUUCACCUAAUGAGAAUCGACAUUUACAACUUGUGGGAAUCAACACUGGACUCUUUCAGAAUGGAUAUAAGAAGAGAAAGCUCUUCGCUAAGUGUGCAACUGCAGAAACAGCUAGAUCAAGAAGAGAGGCAAGGGGCACAAGCUUUGGAGAAUAGUAUCUCUCAAAAGAGAGAUAGUUUGUUGAAUGGUCAGCUGAGUUUGCCAGACUUUGUGACGGACUUCUGUGAUUUAACAAGGGCAUACACAAACGGACAGUGUGCUCGGAGAUCAUUGGAAUUUCAACUAAUCGGCUCACAAUUCAGCACCUUGGUGGAGCAUUUUGGGGCUAAAACACUCAACGGUGCACUAGAGACUGAGAAGAGGGUAUACAAAGACUACCUUCAGCAAACAAACCGGGAGACCCCACAUGUCACCCAGACCAUCAAGGGGAACAUAGUGAGACUGAAAGGGCUCAUAGCUUCAUUAAAACAACUUCGGGGAGAGCAACGUUCUCAUCUUCAAACUAUUAUCGAGCAAAAGGUUGCCGAGAAGCACAGGACCGACUCGUUUUGUGGAGCUGACAUCACUCAUCACCAAGCAACACUGAAGGGAGUGAUUGAGUUGCAGACAGACCUCUGUGAAGCUGAUUGUCAGCAACUGGUCGAUCAGUGUCUUGCUCGAUUGAAGUUGUUUGAAGCCCAACUAGAGCUAAGCAAAAUCAGUCAAGAAAGAAGACUACAAGAACUACUAGAGGUGAGGAAGAUGGAACUUAGUCAUACUCUAAACCAGGAAACUGAUGGAGUGCGUCCGGGUAGUGAAGAUGUGGUGAUUGCAAAUUUGAAGUUCCAAAAGGAAGAGAAGAAUCUUCAAACAUCUCAUGCCUCUGCUCACACUGAACUCAAAAACAAACUGGCUGAAGACACAAAGUCCACACUGCUGUCAGAGCACUUCAUAUUCCAAACACACAUCGAAAAGUUGCGGAGAGAGCAUGAGCGACUGGUCAUUCUGACUAAUAAGAAAGACCUAGCCAUCAAUGCUUUAAAGAGCAAAUUGUUGGACCAGUUGCAAUUGUCAGGCAACAGUGAGCAAGUUGUCGGAAAGCAUAUCAUCCACCAGCACCAAGUGGAGACUGAGCUGCUCACACGAACCAUCAACAAGACAAAAGACCAUCAAAACCAGGUGCUCAUUCAGAAGCUCCAAGCUCGCAAGUUGGAAAAGAAACAGGAUAAGGAAAGAGAACUCAAACAACAGCAACCUCCUUCCAAAACAUAUAGACCCGGCAAUGCUAAAUCAUUUGUGUCCACAGUACUUGUGAACUUGCUGUAUUCAGUUCGACACAAACGAUCUAUUGCGGCCCUGGAGGCUGAGCUGGAGCAAGAUGAGGCGAGGUUGAAGUCAAAAAUGAUAAAGAGGUUUCAAGCAAAUGCUAAAUCAGAGCUCCAGGUUCACGAGUCAGAGGUGAUUAUCAAACUGGCAUCAGCAUUGAAUAUGACACACAGCGAACUAGAGAAGGAGCUUCAGAAGUCUGUCAUAGAGCAAAGCAACGGAACUGAUCACGAAACAAGCUCUUUAGUUACCAAUAGUGUACUGGACUUGUUAAGAGGUUACUAUGUAGAUACAGGCUUUGUAACGUUAGUUAGCUGAUUACAAAGCUACUUAACUUCCAUAGAACACAAGGACCGGUUGCGAGACCAGUCAUAUAAUAAUAAAUAUAUA
Halichondria panicea is the source of this 2401-nucleotide messenger RNA. RefSeq lists its product as uncharacterized. The record is from RefSeq and is a predicted model, not a curated record. Lineage: Eukaryota; Metazoa; Porifera; Demospongiae; Suberitida; Halichondriidae. The transcript is spliced from 22 exons. The coding region runs from base 74 to 2329 and encodes 751 amino acids.